AUGGCCACCGAGGCCUCGAUCGCCCUGACAAACCGCUCUCUCCGGACCAUUCGUACUGAACUUGAAUUUCUCGCCGAUACCUCCAUCAUCUCCCCUGAACAACUCUCCUCCAUCCUAGCCCAACUACCGGCCCAGACGCCGUUACAUGCUCCUUUACACGCUCCCGUCAAUGGCACCUCCAACACUCCUGUCGAGCAAUUCUCAAGCAUGACCUACGUUCCACCUCCAAUUCUGUCAAUUGCAUCCGCCCUAUACGCAUACACACCCACCGAUGCUGGAGACCUAGCGCUCCAACAAGGGGAUCGGAUACAAGUAUUGGAACACAUGAAUAAUGAUUGGUGGAGAGGUCGCAAUGAAAGAACCAAUCUAGAAGGAAUUUUCCCUCGCAGCUACGUCAAUGUCAUUGAGGACCGACGGCCACCGAUGGUUCACUCACAGUCAACCGAGUAUGGAAAUCUACCCCUUCAGGUCAGCCAGUCAGGGUCUUCCGCCGGCGGUCCGGAUGGUCGGAAAUACAGCAAGCUCGAAGAGCAAGGCAAGAAAUUCGGCAAGAAAAUGGGCAAUGCUGCCAUCUUUGGAGCAGGGGCUACAAUUGGCAGCAACAUUGUCAACGGCAUUUUCUAA
This is a messenger RNA of Fonsecaea monophora, 624 nucleotides long. RefSeq lists its product as hypothetical. Gene Ontology annotation, molecular function: protein binding. Lineage: Eukaryota; Fungi; Ascomycota; Eurotiomycetes; Chaetothyriales; Herpotrichiellaceae. The record is from RefSeq and is a predicted model, not a curated record. The coding region runs from base 1 to 624 and encodes 207 amino acids. The transcript is spliced from 4 exons. Gene Ontology annotation, biological process: protein transport to vacuole involved in ubiquitin-dependent protein catabolic process via the multivesicular body sorting pathway. Gene Ontology annotation, cellular component: ESCRT-0 complex.